Molecule: messenger RNA, 1413 nt
Organism: Lingula anatina
Lineage: Eukaryota; Metazoa; Brachiopoda; Lingulata; Lingulida; Lingulidae
Product: organic cation transporter protein
Biological process (GO): transmembrane transport
Cellular component (GO): membrane
Molecular function (GO): transmembrane transporter activity
Source: RefSeq, a predicted model, not a curated record
AUGGAAUUCGAUUAUGUUGUCAAAAACGUUGGGGAGUUCGGGAGGAUUCAGUUAAUAAUGACAAUAUUUUUUGGACUCACUACAGCAUCGGUAGCCCUACAGAUGAUCGUGACAGUAUUCAUGCAACAAACACCAGAACACAGGUGUGCCAUUCCAAGCCUGGCAAAUGACACCUUCGAAAUCCAGGGUCCCUGGCACCAAUGUCUUAUCAACCAAACCAUUCCUGUAGACGAGAAUGGGGAGUAUGAGGGAUGUCUGUGGCGUAGUGGAAAUUACUCCAAAAAUGAAAGUGUGUGGCCGUGCAAAGACUGGGUUUAUGAUACAGCUGUAUUCCCGAGAACGUUUCCUACGGAAUUUGAUCUACUUUGUGACAGUUCCUUGCUUAUUAACAUGGCGAACGUGGUCUAUCUGGUAGGAGUGGCUGUGGGGGCAGCUGGCGGGGGCCUGGUAGCAGACUACACUGGUCGUAAGUUGGUUUCAUUUAUCGCCUGCUUUAUCCACGGGAUAGCAGGGAUAGGGGCUGCAUUUUCACCUAACUACGGGGCUUAUGUCGCAUUCCGGUGCUUUGUUGGCAUCUGCCACGGCGUCUUGAACAAUACUGUCAUUGUCCUUUGUAUGGAGUUUGUGUCGCCAAGAAAACGUAUAAUAUCCCUAUGCACGGCAGCUUUUUCAUGGGGGACAGGUAUUCUCCUGGGAACUCUGGAAGCUUAUCUUAUACGGGACUGGAGAUAUUUGCAGUUAGCUGUUGCCUUGCCAUCAGUUCUUUACCUACUAUUCUGGUGGAUAACCCCGGAAUCCCCUCGCUGGCUCAUCUCAAGGGGUAAAUACGCGGAAGCCGAAAGCGUGAUGCGAUGGGUGGCUAAAGUAAAUAAUACCUCGCUGCCCGAGGGACGGCUGUUUGACGAUCAUUCUUUGCGAAGCACACCAACUAUUAGUCCUCGACAACUCCGUAACGCACCAAGACUUAUCGCGAGGACGGUGGUUAUAUCAUUUGGCUGGCUAACAGUUGGUGUGUCAUGGUACGGCCUCACGUUGAAUCAAGGUUCCUUAGACGGUGACAUCUUUAUCAAUGCUUUCGUUUUGGCUCUUAUCGAUUUUAUAUCCGCCUUCGCAUUGCUGAUCAUCAAUAGAAUUGGAAGGAAAACGACGUACUGUGUAGCCAUGAUGCUAUCUGCAUUGGCUAUGUUGUCGACUAUACUGAUGCAUUUCUUUGCAAACAAAGAGAGUUCAGCUACCAGUGCCACCUUUACAGCUUUGUACACAAUUGGAAAACUUGGCGUUAGUUGUUGCUACACCCUUCUUUUCAUGUGGAAUGGAGAGUUCUAUCCAACAGCCUUGCGAAACUUCGGGCUUGGUAUAGGAUAUGCAUUUGGUAGUCUAGGGGCUGUGAUUUCCCCAAUUGUGAUGGUAUGA